Messenger RNA from Phoenix dactylifera (date palm), 1883 nucleotides. Its product is annotated as cytochrome P450 71A1-like. Lineage: Eukaryota; Viridiplantae; Streptophyta; Magnoliopsida; Arecales; Arecaceae. Gene Ontology annotation, molecular function: iron ion binding; heme binding; monooxygenase activity. The record is from RefSeq and is a predicted model, not a curated record.
UGCACGAGAAAGAGCCGUGUCCAAUGUUCCAGCAAAAAAGAAAGAGCCGUGUACGUCCAAUACAUGCAUCGGUUUCUUUGGCCAAAAAAAAAUACAGCAUCGGUUUGAAAAAGUACUCAUCACUCUUGAGUUAUUAAAGGAGGUCGGAUGGCGUGCAUGGAGGUGACUGAGAAGAAGAUUAGUUAAUUAACAAACGAUGUCUCCUUCACCGCAGCUUCUCGUCCUCCUGCUCCUCGCAGUUCUCCUGCUCUUUCCCCUCUAUCUACUAAUUUUUAGCACCAAACGAGCCCUCUCGAAAAAGAUCAAGCUCCCACCUUCUCCACCCAAGUUUCCUCUGAUUGGAAACAUCCUCCAGCUGGGCUCUCUCUCCCAUCACUCUCUCCGAGCCCUCGCAGAGAAGCAUGGACCCCUGAUGCUUCUCCAUCUCGGCCGGGUGCCGACCCUUGUCGUGUCCUCCGCUGAGAUCGCCCAGGAGAUCAUGAGGACUCAAGACCUCGUCUUCGCCAGCCGGCCUUCUUUAAAGGCCAUCAGAAUCGCGUUUUAUGAAGGCAUGGGCUUGGCUUUCACUCCUUACGGUGACUACUGGAGACUUGUGAGGAAGCUCUGCGCCCUCCACGUCCUUGGUGCCCAAAAAGUGCACUCCUUUCGUCUCAUGAGAGAGGAAGAAGUGGCCUUCAUGAUGGAGAAGAUUUCUGAAGCCUCUGCAGCACUGGUUCCAGUGGAUAUGAGCAAGGUCUUGAAUUCCUUUGCGAAUGACAUGAUCUCGAGAGCGGUGGCAGGGAAAUUUUUCAGAGGAGGAGGUAGAAAUGAUUUGCUGCGUGAGCUCAUAGACGAGAUGCCUGCCAUAGCCGGGCAGUUCCACUUUGAAGACUAUUUCCCGUCACUUGCAUGGUUGGAUGCGUUAUUAGGGCUGAACACAGGGGCCCAAAGGUUGUUUAAGAGAUGGGAUGGUGUUCUGAGCGAGGUGAUCAAGGACCAUGGCGAUCGAAUGAAGGAUGGCAGGCAUGAGAACAACCUAGUGGACCUGCUGAUGUCUCUUCAAGAGGACUCCAAUAAUCAAUCUGAUCUCCCCAAAGAACGCAGCCUCACCAAAGAGCAAAUCAAAGGAAUCUUAUCGGAUAUGUUUUCUGCUGGAACUGAAACAUCCUAUGCAGUCCUGGAAUGGGCAAUGGUAGAGAUUGUUCGCAACCCAGAGGUGAUGAAGAAGCUGCAAGAUGAGGUGAGAGGAAUAGCCAAUGGAAAAGGCUUGGUCAGAGAGGAGGAACUGAGUGCAAUGAGCUACUUGAAAGCUGUGGUAAAGGAGCUCCUGCGGCUCCACCCUCCAGUUCCAUUGUUACUUCCACGCGAGUCCAUGGAUGAUUGCCAGAUACAGGGCUACCAAGUCCCCAAGAAAACUAGAGUCCUCAUCAAUGCUUGGGCCAUUGGAAGAGACUCCAAGUAUUGGGAGGCGCCAGAGGAAUUCCGACCCGAGAGAUUUCUGAGUAAUACCGUGGAUUUCAGAGGAAAUGACUUCCAGUUCAUACCGUUUGGGGCUGGUCGGAGAAUUUGUCCUGGAAUGAACUUUGCAGUUGCUACUCUAGAGCUCGCACUGGCGAAUCUUGUACUCCGGUUUAAUUGGGAGCUGCCUUCCGGCAUGACGAGAGAGGAGAUGGACAUGGCCGAAGCUCCAGGGCUCACAAGCCGAAGGAAAGAAAGACUUCAUCUCGUUGCAAAAUCAUGCAUCCAAUUAGGAGGAGUUCUGAAUCGUUGAGUCAUGGCUGGUUACUCCUUUAUGUAGUAUUUAGUACUUGGAGAAUUUCUUAUUUGUUGCACUUUAUGUGGAUUUAGUCUAUCCAGCGAGAUAUGCAAAUGGAAGAGACCUAUGAGACUUUUCCUCAUUCUUA